GGCGGCAUCCUGAUGACAAGCCACAGAAUGAUAAUCUCAUAAGAGAUUUAAAACCGGGGGCUAAUUUGCCUGCAUUCAUCCUAUCACAAAACGGAUCGGCGAUUUGUUAACGUGGGAGCCAUUGCGCAUGACACAAGCUGACAGUAGACGUUUUCUGCAGUCGGCUUCUGGCACCUGCGCUUCAGAGUGUUCUGCGCAGAACAACACCGACCGCUUUAUCUGAACAGCCUCGGUCUGUAUCGGACAGGUUCUUCUUCUGGUAUACAGUUACUUGUAGGGAAGUGUCUUUUUGGUGUAGGAUAGUCCACAAAGUGUCUAGGACAUCAACCCCUCGCACUGGUUAAAUCUAGAAUUGAAAGGAUUUUCACUUUCCGGACAAGUUUUCGAUUUUACAAACCAGCAGGUGUCUCGUGUCCGGGAGAUCACAAUGUUCUCCCAGUCGCAGAGCGGCAACACGACAGCUUUCCUGAUCGAGAACAUUCUGUUUGACAAGCACAAGGACUGUCCUCGGCACGGCGAGUUGGUGGUGCCGCAGCCCACACGGAACUCUCUGGUGGAGGUGGGUUUCCCCGGCGUGCUGGCACCGGCACCCUCCGCCUUCCUCCCGCACGGCUUCCACCCCUACCUCCACAAGCCGGGUCUGCACUCUCACUAUCUUCUACACAGCCAUGGGAUCCCGAUGUCCCCGUUGUACCAUAACGGCGGGUUCCCCGGAAAGCCGAUCCGCCGGCGGAAGGCCCGGACGGUGUUCUCGGACUCGCAGCUGAACGGUCUGGAGAAGCGGUUCGAGAGUCAGAAAUACCUGUCCACACCGGAGAGAAUGGACCUCGCCGCCGCACUCAACCUCACAGAAACACAGGUGAAGACGUGGUUCCAAAACAGACGUAUGAAGCACAAGAAGCUCCAGAGGAAGAGAGAAAGCGACAGACCGCCGUCGGCCUCUUCGGCAGACGAUGUUGCCAGACCCGAGCACCAGGCGACGAUCCAUGACAAACUAGACAUCUGUGCGAGUCCUGAGGUCGCCUCAGACACAGAGGACUGAAAUGUUGCCAUUCUGAAGGUUGAAUAUUGUUUUAAGAUUGAUUUAUCAGCCAGGGAAAUCACUUUGCAUGAUUUUUGCUCUCAUCUACCUAAGAUUUAUCAAAUGCGUGUGUUGUUAAUAAUUCUGAAAAUGUUUGCACCUAUAAAGACUUUCGAGCCAACGAAGAUCAACUUCAAUUGUACAGUAAGAUGUUUUCUGCGCACUAUGUAUUUGAUGACACCGAUUGAAACGAAGUAUAGUUGUUAUUAGUCCCCUUUUGUAUUUUCUAUCUACUUUGUCUGUUUUUAUCUUUGCCAGUAUUAAAGCGUACGGUUCAUCUAA
Branchiostoma floridae (Florida lancelet) is the source of this 1363-nucleotide messenger RNA. RefSeq names its product brain-specific homeobox protein homolog. Gene Ontology annotation, molecular function: DNA-binding transcription factor activity, RNA polymerase II-specific; DNA binding. The transcript is spliced from 3 exons. Gene Ontology annotation, biological process: regulation of DNA-templated transcription. Bases 428 to 1042 code for a protein of 204 amino acids. NCBI's taxonomy places the organism in Eukaryota, Metazoa, Chordata, Leptocardii, Amphioxiformes, Branchiostomatidae. The record is from RefSeq and is a predicted model, not a curated record.